AUGAAGGAGGCGACGCAGGGUCGAGUCGUGAAUCUCAGUCUUCCCCUGGAUCAGCCCUCCACCCCGAUGUACGGCCGGGACGCGUUCCAACAGAAACUCACGCAGGUCGCGCCUCAUGCCUUUGACGAAGUCUACGUGGUAAAUCCACAGUCAAGCUCCCAGUGGGACGAGUUUCUUCAUAUGAGCCUCCAGCCCGGCAGAUAUCUCAAGCCUACACUCAUUUACCCAGUUAAUCGCUCCAAAUACAACUCGGUCUCCGCCAGUAAUAUUCGCAAAGAUGGCCCGAAGCUCGGUGUGCAAGCGUGGGCUACGCACGGCAUCGCAGGCCGCGGCCUGAUGCUCGACUUUGGCAGGUACGCCAAGGCAAAUGACCUUGGAAUUUCGUAUCCGACCUCGGUCGCAGUGGCAGCAAGUCAGGGGAUCGACCUGAAGCCCGAGAGCCAGGGUGGCGACGUCCGCAUCGGGGACAUACUCCUUGUCCGCACGGGGUUCUUGGAGCACGAGGCGUCGUUGUCCGAGGAGGAGAAGGCGAAGAUGCAUCUACGAAGGCACGAAUUCUCACCCGACGACGGACAGCGCUACAUAGGCCUCCAACAGAGCGAGGAAAUGCUCGACUUCCUGCACGACUCGUAUUUCGCCGCCGUGGCUGGAGACCAGCCGGGGUUCGAGGCCAUGCCAUCGGAUGCUGGUACGUGGCCCGCCAUGAUCCUUUUCCGUUCUCCCACCCCAGCAACAAACGUCUGUUACGCGCGCAAAUAG
Molecule: messenger RNA, 759 nt
Organism: Cladophialophora psammophila CBS 110553
Lineage: Eukaryota; Fungi; Ascomycota; Eurotiomycetes; Chaetothyriales; Herpotrichiellaceae
Exons: 4
Coding region: 1-759 (252 amino acids)
Molecular function (GO): arylformamidase activity
Source: RefSeq, a predicted model, not a curated record